Canis lupus familiaris (dog) is the source of this 3367-nucleotide messenger RNA. It is a transcript of the gene LATS1, whose product is annotated as large tumor suppressor kinase 1. Gene Ontology annotation, cellular component: spindle pole. NCBI's taxonomy places the organism in Eukaryota, Metazoa, Chordata, Mammalia, Carnivora, Canidae. The record is from RefSeq and is marked validated. Gene Ontology annotation, molecular function: ATP binding; protein binding; protein serine/threonine kinase activity. Gene Ontology annotation, biological process: regulation of organ growth; positive regulation of apoptotic process; peptidyl-serine phosphorylation.
GGACAGAGAGAGGCAGAGACCUAGGGAGAUGAAGAAGCAGCCUUCUCGCAGGGAGCCCGACGCGGGACUUGAUCUCUGGACCCAGGAUCACACCCUGGGCUGAAGGCAGAUGCUCAACCACUGAGCAACCCAGGGCUAAUUAUUUAGAUGGUAAAGAAUUUCAACAUUCCUGGGGACUUCUGCAAAGAAUCUUUUUCAGUUUUGCUCAAGAGGAAGUUCUGAAUCUAUCAAGUAGCUCUUAAAGAAGUCCUUUGUGUGGGUUAUAAAUAUAGAUGUUUUCAUGAAGAGAAGUGAAAAGCCAGAAGGAUAUAGACAAAUGAGGCCUAAGACUUUUCCUGCCAGUAACUACACUGGCAGUAGCCGGCAGAUGUUGCAAGAAAUUCGGGAAUCCCUUAGGAAUUUAUCCAAGCCAUCCGAUGCUGCUAAGACUGAGCAGAACGUGAGUAAAAUGUCAACCGAAGAUCCCCGACAAGUCAGAAAUCCACCGAAAUUUGGGACGCAUCAUAAAGCCUUGCUGGAAAUUCGAAACUCUCUACAACCAUUUGCAAAUGAAACAAGUCGAAGUACUUCAGAAGUUAAUCCACAAAUGCUUCAAGAUUUGCAAGCUGCUGGAUUUGAUGAGGAUAUGGUUAUACAAGCUCUUCAGAAAACGAAUAACAGAAGUAUAGAGGCAGCAAUUGAAUUCAUUAGUAAAAUGAGUUACCAAGAUCCUCGCCGGGAACAGAUGGCCGCAGCAGCUGCCAGACCUAUCAAUGCCAGCUUGAAACCAGGGAGUGUGCAACAAUCAGUUAACCGCAAACAAAGCUGGAAAGGUUCCAAAGAAUCCUUAGUUCCUCAAAGACAUGGCCCUCCACUAGGAGAAAGUGUGGCCUAUCGUUCUGAAAGUCCCAACUCGCAGACCGAUGUAGGAAGGCCUUUGUCAGGCUCUGGUAUAACAGCAUUUGCUCAAGCUCACCCUAGCAACGGACAGAGAGUAAACCCCCCACCACUUCCUCAAGUAAGGAGCGUCACUCCUCCACCACCUCCCAGAGGCCAGACUCCUCCUCCAAGAGGUACAACUCCACCUCCUCCAUCUUGGGAACCAAACUCUCAAACAAAGCGGUAUUCCGGGAACAUGGAAUACGUAAUCUCCAGAAUCUCUCCUGUUCCACCUGGAGCCUGGCAGGAGGGUUAUCCUCCACCACCUCUGAAUGCAUCCCCAAUGAAUCCUCCGAAUCAGGGACAGAGAGGCAUUAGUUCUGUUCCUGUUGGCAGACAACCAAUCAUCAUGCAGAGUUCCAACAAAUUUAACUUUCCACCAGGAAGACCUGGAAUUCAGAAUGGUAGUGGUCAAACUGAUUUUAUGAUACACCAAAAUGUUCCUGCUGGCACUGUGAAUCGGCAACCACCCCCUCCAUAUCCUCUGACCCCAACUAAUGGACAAAGCUCUUCUGCUUUACAAACAGGGGGAUCUGCUGCAUCUUCAUCAUAUACAAAUGGAAAUAUUCCCCAAUCUAUGAUGGUGCCAAACAGAAACAGUCAUAACAUGGAACUUUAUAACAUUAAUGCACCUGGACUGCAAACAACUUGGCCUCAGUCAUCUUCUGCUCCAGCCCAGUCAUCCCCAGGCAGUGGGCAUGAAAUCCCCACAUGGCAACCUAACAUACCAGUGAGGUCAAAUUCCUUUAAUAACCCAUUAGGAAAUAGAACAAGUCAUUCUGCUAAUUCUCAGCCUUCAGCUACAACAGUCACUGCUAUUACACCAGCUCCUAUACAACAGCCUGUGAAGAGUAUACGUGUUUUAAAACCGGAGCUACAGACUGCAUUAGCACCUACACACCCUUCUUGGAUACCACAGCCAAUUCAGACAGUUCAGCCUAGUCCUUUUUCUGAGGGUACCACUUCAAAUAUGACUGUUAUGCCUCCUGUUGCUGAAGCUCCAAACUAUCAAGGUCCACCUCCACCUUAUCCAAAACAUCUACUACACCAAAAUCCAUCUGUUCCUCCAUAUGAAUCAAUCAAUAAAUCUAGCAAAGAGGAUCAGGCAAGCAUGCCUAAGGAAGAUGAGAGUGAAAAAAGUUAUGAAAAUGUUGAUGGUGGGGAUAAAGAAAAGAAACAGAUUACAACCUCACCUAUCACCGUUAGGAAAAACAAGAAAGAUGAAGAGCGAAGGGAAUCUCGUAUUCAAAGUUAUUCUCCUCAGGCAUUUAAAUUCUUUAUGGAGCAACAUGUAGAAAAUGUACUCAAAUCUCAUCAGCAACGUCUACAUCGUAAAAAACAAUUAGAGAAUGAAAUGAUGCGGGUUGGAUUAUCUCAAGAUGCGCAGGAUCAAAUGAGAAAGAUGCUUUGCCAAAAAGAGUCUAAUUACAUCCGUCUUAAGAGGGCUAAAAUGGACAAGUCUAUGUUUGUGAAGAUAAAGACACUAGGAAUAGGAGCAUUUGGUGAAGUCUGUCUAGCAAGAAAAGUAGACACUAAGGCUUUGUAUGCAACAAAAACUCUUCGAAAGAAAGAUGUUCUGCUUCGAAAUCAAGUUGCUCAUGUUAAAGCUGAAAGGGAUAUCCUGGCCGAAGCUGAUAAUGAAUGGGUAGUUCGUCUGUAUUAUUCAUUCCAAGAUAAGGACAAUUUAUACUUUGUAAUGGACUAUAUUCCUGGGGGUGAUAUGAUGAGCCUGUUAAUUAGAAUGGGCAUCUUUCCAGAAAAUCUGGCACGAUUCUACAUAGCAGAACUUACCUGUGCAGUUGAAAGUGUUCAUAAAAUGGGUUUUAUUCAUAGAGAUAUUAAACCUGAUAAUAUUUUGAUUGAUCGUGAUGGUCACAUUAAAUUGACUGACUUCGGCCUCUGCACUGGCUUCAGAUGGACACAUGAUUCUAAGUACUAUCAGAGUGGUGAGUAAAAUCAUAAAAUUUGUACAUAUUAAUAUGAUUUAUUAAUGCAAUAAGAUAUAAGAUGGUAUUACCACUGGAUGGAAGCCAGAAGUCUUGAUUCUAGGUCUUAACUGUUGGAUAAAUGUGAGUGAAUCCUUUAGACAUCUAGACUUAUGAAAUGAAAGAAUAUGUUAGAUUCAGUUAUUUCUAAAUAUCAUUAACAUUACUGAGUUCACCUCUUGAUGUUUUCUCAAUUUGAAAUAUGUCAGACAAAUAACAUUUUAAAAAUAAUUUUGAAAUGAAGCCCCAUACCUGCCAUUCAGCUUAAGAACCAGAUCAUCAGGGCAGCCCGGGUGACUCAGUGGUUUAGUGCCGUAGUGCUGCCUUCAGCCCAGGAUGUGAUCCUGGAGCCCGGGGAUCGAGUCCCACGUCGGGCUCCCUGCAUGGAGCCUGCUUCUCCCUCUGCCUGUGUCUCUGCCUCUCUCUCUCUGUGUCUCUCAUGAAUAAAAAAAAAAAAAAAAAAA